Spinacia oleracea (spinach) is the source of this 1325-nucleotide messenger RNA. Its product is annotated as phytol kinase 1, chloroplastic. Gene Ontology annotation, molecular function: phytol kinase activity. The record is from RefSeq and is a predicted model, not a curated record. NCBI's taxonomy places the organism in Eukaryota, Viridiplantae, Streptophyta, Magnoliopsida, Caryophyllales, Amaranthaceae. The coding region runs from base 101 to 1105 and encodes 334 amino acids. Gene Ontology annotation, cellular component: chloroplast. Gene Ontology annotation, biological process: vitamin E biosynthetic process. The transcript has 6 exons.
CACAUCAGCAUCACCUCACCGUCGACGAGUCAACAAAACACCCAAGUUAAUCACAGAGUACUCCACUGCAUUCUAAUUUCUAAAUAUUGAGGGCGGAGCAAUGACUGUAGAUGCAACAAUAUCAAUGCAUCUGAAAUUAAACCAACACCACCACCACCACCACCACUCACGGCACUCAGCCACCGCUCAACCGGCUUACACCAACUCCACAUUCUCUCAUUUCCGUCGGUAUCACCGCCCCUUCCAAACAACUUCAAUAACUCCGCUUACCCAUUUUCUCUCUCCUCCGAACUCACUACUUAACCGAGGAAAUAUUUCAGCAUCCAUAGUAGCUUUACCCUUGUCGGUUACCCGGUGCGCGUUACUCUCUUCUAACGCCGUCAUUUUCCAAGACGCCAGCGCUACCGCUUUCGUCCUCGGCGGUGGUUAUGCUCUCGUCUCCGCCUUUGAUAAUCUCACCAACCGCAGCCUCAUCUCUCAGAAAUUGAGCAGAAAGCUAGUCCAUAUAAUUUCUGGGUUGCUUUUUGUGGCUUCCUGGCCUCUUUUCAGCAUCUCAACAGAAGCUCGAUAUUUUGCUUCUGUUGCACCACUUAUAAAUGGGUUGAGACUGGUGGUCCAUGGACUCUCUCUCACAACAGAUGAAGGUCUUAUAAAAUCUGUUACUCGAGAAGGGAAACCAGAGGAAUUGCUACGAGGUCCAUUAUACUAUGUUCUGACUUUAGCAAUCUGUGCCAUUGUCUUCUGGCGUGACUCUCCGGUUGGUCUGCUGUCAUUGGCAAUGAUGUCGGGUGGUGAUGGUGCAGGAAUUGCUGAUAUCAUGGGAAGAAAAUUUGGAAAUGUGAAGUUACCUUAUAACCAGAAAAAGAGUUGGGCUGGUAGCAUUUCAAUGUUCAUAUUUGGUUUCUUGAUAUCCGUCGGCAUGCUUUACUACUUUUCAGCUCUGGGGUAUUUCCAGUUGGAUUGGAAUCUCACCAUGCAAAGGGUUGCAGUAGUUUCUUUCAUAGCAACAGUUGUUGAAUCACUUCCAACAGAAGAGCGAAUUGAUGAUAACAUAUCAGUCCCUCUCGCGACCCUGGUUACAGCGUACAUCUGUUUUUGUUUGUAGCUUUUGGUCUGAAAGUCUUUUCUUCCCUGAUUUCGUAAGAACGUUCUCUACUUGGCUUGUCCACUCGACCUUCAAUGUCAAUAACUCUCAAGUCCUUUGCUAUGCUUGAAAUUACCGGUUCCUAAAACAAAGGGUGCAUGGUUUAUUAUGGUCUUUUGUUUAGUGUUGUAAGCAGCUACAUAUUUUUUUUUAUUCAAUGUGAUCAGCUACAUUGUGCCUU